GGACCCCGUAAAGAAGUAAGUUCGUGAUGGAUUCGAAAUCUCGACGCAGGACCAAGUCCAGAAGUCGGAGUAGAGAUAGGCGAAACAAGGCUAAAAUAAGCAGAUCGCGGUCUCCAGAAAAGAGGAGAGCCUGUACUAGAUCUCCGGACGUCAGAAGAGCCGCCCGUGGACCAGCCAGAUCCAGCAGCAGCAGCGGGGCCUCAAAUCAUGGAUCUCCAGUCCGACGUCGGCCUCAGCACUGGAACCGUUCCGGGUCCGGCAGCGGCUCGGAAGCCGACAGGAGGCAAAGAAAGCACCGUCGGAGCAGCAGGUCGAAGGAUCGAUCAUCAAGCCCUGAUUCAGAUAAUUCCAAGAUAAGGAGGAGAAGGAAGGAGAUGGAGAACCAUAGAUCUUGUGAGAGAAGAAAGGGAAGGUCCCAGUCCGACUCGAACUCGAGCGAUAGAAGCAGCGACAGAGAGAGGAGGAGAAGAAGAAAAAGUCUCGAACGAGGGAGUCCAGUAAGAAGCAGAGUGAUACGAGAGCGGGACAAAGAGCAAUUGAAGAGCAACAGCAGGGACCGGGAAAGGACAAGAGACGGAAGCAGGGAGAGGAAGAAGAGUAAAGACAGGGAGCGAAGAAGAAGCAAACGGAGCAAAGAGAGGGCUGAUGGGAGCAGAGUGAGGCGGGGAUCCAGUUUGUCUGACUCUUCAGAAAGUUCAGAUUCAGACAACGAGAACCUUGCUGUCAAUGAGAAAGAGGAGAGGAAGAAACAGAAGGACCUGAUGAAAGCCCUGGAGACGCCAGAGGAGAAGAGAGCCAGAAGGCUGGCGAAGAAAGAAGCAAAGGAGAAGAAGAGAAGAGAAAAGAUGGGCUGGAGCGAAGAAUACAUGGGAUACACCAAUGCAGACAACCCAUUUGGAGACAACAACCUGUUAGGCACAUUCAAAUGGCAGAAAGCUCUGGAUAAGAAGGGCAUCGGGCAUUUUAGCGAAAAAGAGCUGAAAGAAAGAAACAAAUGCAUUCAGGAGGAAAACCGCAGAGAGCUGCAGAAGGUGAAACAGCUGCGACUGGAGCGGGAGCGAGAGAAAGCCAUGAGAGAGACGGAGCUGGAGAUGUUGCAGAGAGAGAAAGAGGCAGAGCACUUCAAAACCUGGGCUGAACAGGAGGACAACUUCCAUCUGCAACAGGCCAAACUAAGGUCUAAGAUUAGAAUUCGUGAUGGCCGUGCAAAACCCAUUGACCUAUUGGCGAAGUACAUCAGUGCAGAGGACGAUGAUCUGGCUGUGGAGAUGCAUGAACCGUACACGUUCCUCAAUGGACUGACCGUCACCGACAUGGAUGACCUGCUAGAAGACAUAAAGGUGUACAUGGAGCUUGAGCAGGGCAAGAAUGUGGACUUCUGGAGAGACAUGACGACCAUCACUGAGGAUGAGAUCAGCAAGCUGAGGAAACUGGAAGCGUCUGAGAAAGGACCCGGUGAUCGACGUGAGGGCAUCAACACAGCUGUUAGCACUGACGUCCAGUCUGUGUUCAAAGGAAAAACCUAUAGUCAGCUGCAGGCUCUGCACCUGAACAUCGAGGGAAAGAUCCGAGUUGGGGGGUCCAAUCUUGAUAUCGGCUACUGGGAGAGUCUGCUGCAGCAAGUCCGGGUCUACAUGGCCAGAGCCAGGUUGAGAGAACGCCAUCAGGAUGUGCUGCGUCAGAAACUGUUCAAACUGAAACAAGAACAGGGAGUAGAGAGUGAACCUCUGUUCCCCAUCAUCAAAGAGGAACCGAGGAGCGACGAAGAUGACGAUGGGGAAAGAACAAAAGGGCAAACAAGGGAAAGGACAGCAGAGGAGAGCGGCCCGUCCACAUCUUCCUCUCGAAGAAACAAGAACAGAGAAGCAGAGGAGGAUGAAGGGGAAGGCCCUUCCACCUCUAAAGCUGGGAGCCAAGAUGAGGAGGGAGGGGAGAAGGAUGAGGAGGGGAAGGGUGAGGCGGUGGAGGCUGUGUUGACGGAGGAGGACCUCAUCCAGCAGAGCCAGGCAGAGUACGACUCUGGUCGCUACAGUCCCACGCUGCUCACCCUGUCUGAGCUGCCGCUGGACACUCACACCAUCACCCCAGAGGAAGAUGCACACAGGCUCCAGUUAGCCCGCAGACAGCUUCAAGUCACAGGUGACGCUAACGAAAGCGCUGAGGACGCCUUCGUACGUCGAGCCAAAGAAGGGAUGGGUAAUGACGAGGCCCAGUUCAGCGUGGAGAUCCCCGUCUCUGGGAAAAUGUACCUGUGGGCGGACAAGUAUCGUCCCCGGAAACCCCGUUUCUUUAACAGGGUCCACACGGGCUUUGAGUGGAAUAAGUACAACCAGACGCACUACGACUUUGACAACCCGCCGCCCAAGAUCGUCCAGGGAUAUAAGUUUAAUAUCUUCUACCCUGACCUGAUCGACAAGCGUUCCACGCCCCAGUACUUCCUCGAGCCCUGUCCCGACAACAAGGACUUUGGGAUUUUGAGGUUCCACGCCGGCCCGCCAUACGAGGACAUCGCUUUUAAGAUUGUGAACAGGGAGUGGGAGUACUCGCACCGACACGGAUUCCGCUGUCAGUUUGCCAAUGGGAUCUUCCAGCUAUGGUUCCACUUCAAGAGAUAUCGGUAUAGGAGAUAAAAGCUAAAUUACCAGCAUGGACCAAAAUCUCAGGGACCUGAUGUUACUCGUGGAAACAGGAUGAUUUGACUCUAUUUACAGCUUUUAGCUGCUUUCACAUUAAAGUAGAGCUUUAGCUACAAACUCUUUUGUGUUUUCUGAAAAGUUAACUGUAAAUGAGGUCUGCUAAAUACACAUUAAAGAUUUUUUUUCACUUC
This is a messenger RNA of Girardinichthys multiradiatus, 2827 nucleotides long. RefSeq names its product cactin (gene cactin). Gene Ontology annotation, molecular function: protein binding. Gene Ontology annotation, cellular component: spliceosomal complex; cytoplasm. Lineage: Eukaryota; Metazoa; Chordata; Actinopteri; Cyprinodontiformes; Goodeidae. Bases 27 to 2630 code for a protein of 867 amino acids. The record is from RefSeq and is a predicted model, not a curated record. Gene Ontology annotation, biological process: negative regulation of innate immune response; mRNA cis splicing, via spliceosome. The transcript has 10 exons.